Messenger RNA from Ruditapes philippinarum (Manila clam), 1966 nucleotides. RefSeq lists its product as uncharacterized. Bases 110 to 1243 code for a protein of 377 amino acids. The record is from RefSeq and is a predicted model, not a curated record. The transcript has 7 exons. Lineage: Eukaryota; Metazoa; Mollusca; Bivalvia; Venerida; Veneridae.
AACAUGAAAGUUUGAGAUUUGAUGCUUUUCAGCUUGUCCAGGCCUAAGAAGAAAGUUUGGAACAGUAGUUAACUGCCGCAAUGUGUCUAACCAUCUGCAGAAAUGUAACAUGACCUGCCUUCCUGAUAAAGCUUUGCCCAAUGGACAGACCAAUUUUGUUGAAUACACAUGUGGUGAUUCAACAGGCCACCAAUGGCUCCCAACUGAUAAAAUCCCAGAAUGCGUCCAAUUAAGUCGACCUGACUUUUUCGGGACACGAGCAACUGUGGAAUACACGCAGUCUGUUUCCGGAUCCGCCCAAACUAAUGUAAUUGCAGCAGUUGAAAAUAAUUUAUCUGGCGUUGGUUGCAAUUCUAACGAUGCGUGUACAAUUACAACAACGGUUUCCAGUGGCACCCAAAGUCGCAAAAGAAGAGCAUCAUCCACAACAUUAUCGGUGCAAUUCUCUAUCCAACUGACCGAUACAGGCAGUUUAGACAUAGCUGGUUAUCUUUCUAACGGCACAGAAACAUCUGCUAUGACUGAGUUGCUUGAGGCUCUCACUUCAAUAAACGAAGUUAUUGAAUUUAUGCAAAACAACACAGCAUCAGUAUUUCAAGUUACGGUCGACGGUGUUGAGUAUACACUAGAAAAUACUUCAGUAGAUUUUGUAGGCACUGUUGCAUGUCCGAACGGAUAUGCUGGUGCAGAUGGACUGUGUGCACAGUGCCCUGUGGGAACCUACCUUGUUGACUUCAAAUGUAUAAACUGCGAAGUAGGAACCUACCAACCGUUGGUUGGUCAGACUGAAUGCAUAUCUUGUCCAUCAGGAUAUACCACGUCAACAUAUGGUUCUUCGGAUAUAUCUGAAUGUUCUGUGAAAAAAGCAGAUGAAGGUGAUUCUCGUGAUGAUGAUGACGAUAAUGACGAUGAUGAAGGCAAAAAGGACAGCAACAUAACUGUUAUCAUUGUUGCCGUUGUCUGUGUAGUUGUUUUUGUACCAUCCGUUACUGCUGGCGGUUUUUGUUUGUGGAAAAACGCUAAAAGACGACGAUUCCGACAGAAUAAGAAUAGAGGAAGCUUUGCCAGCCUCAGUAUGGUUCGCUCAUCAUCCAGUCUUUCAGCUGCCGGGGUCAACUGUCGGACGAAAUUCAACGCGAAAGAAGCCUUUUCGGUCGAACCCAACAACUAUGUUGAAACUCCAAUGGAGAAAGGUGGUUUUAAUGACAGACCACCGCCGUAUGAUAGUCAUGACUUUAAAUGAUUGAGUUGAAGAUUGACCAUUAAAAUAAAAUUUGAAUUUUUAACAUAUACUAGUAAUAACACUUGUAAUGGUUUGCUAAUUAACAAAACGGAAUUUAAAGAAGCUUGUAAUGUAAUAUGCCAUUUAAAUUCGUUUAAAGAAUACACCAAGAACGGUUCUUUUCUUCCGUUUCCAGUAUUAUUUGUGAAACUUGUAGAACAUAUUGUGAAUGACUUCUUAUGAAAAAGAGUAACUAUGUUUAUUCGAUUGAUUUCUAUGAUAGUUUUCAGUAACAUGAAUGCUUGUUUUGUUAUUUACUUAUUUAUCUGUUUUACUUUUACAGUCUGUUUUACUGUGCUUUUUAUUGUUUUUUUAUUUUUCUCUUUGAAAAUAGAGGGACCGAAUGUUUGUGAGAAUAUACAAUAAAAUCACUGUUUUUACUAAGACAUGUGACGUAUCAAUUAAAAAUGUGACAUACUGACAUGAAGUCGGAAAGAAAUCAGGCAAAAUUAUAUACAAUAUAUAAAAAUCAAGCUGUAGGCAUAAUUUUAGAUUCAGACAGUCUUUUGAGGUCAUCCUAAGUUUUUGACCUCAGCCACUCUUUAAACAUAUUUUUAAGGAAGUUUUGUAUUUCUAAACAUUUGUUUGGAACAUCAUUUUUUAUAAAAAAAAUAUCAAUUGAUGUAAACAGUUUUGUAAAAUUGAUUUUAUUUGUUUAUUUGUUGAUCCAAUGCUAACCCUUCC